Molecule: messenger RNA, 1398 nt
Organism: Drosophila biarmipes
Lineage: Eukaryota; Metazoa; Arthropoda; Insecta; Diptera; Drosophilidae
Gene: Vsp37A
Product: vacuolar protein sorting-associated protein 37C
Exons: 4
Coding region: 312-929 (205 amino acids)
Biological process (GO): ubiquitin-dependent protein catabolic process via the multivesicular body sorting pathway; protein targeting to vacuole; protein targeting to membrane
Cellular component (GO): ESCRT I complex
Source: RefSeq, a predicted model, not a curated record
CCCAGAACAGAAGAUAAUGAAACUCCGAUCGGGGCAAACAAAGCGAGUGCUCCCGAUCCGCAGGCAAAAGGCAGGAGAGAUCAGGCAACCAGCAGACGGAGACCGGGCGAGCAGUGCGGCCAUUGGCCCCGCCGGACACCGGGCAUAGUUACCAUUCGCCAACCGCAACCAGGGUCGCGCACUCCCAGUGGAGGUCAGGGGGUGCUCCAGCUCGUACCGACGAGCCUCGGCUCUCGGGAACCCAUUGAUCCCAACGCACAUCUACUGGAAUUUGGAAGCUGGAACUAAAAACCAAAAACACACAACACAAGAUGCCCACCACUCAGCACUCGCCACAAGGCCAUGCCCACAGCCACUCCCUGGCCCAAGGACACGCCCUCGACAGGAGCGAGGCCAAGGACGCGGCGGAGAACGGCGGCGAGGCGGGCAACAUGCCCGACCUGUCCACAUUGUCGCUGGACGAACUGAAGCAGCUGGACAGGGAUCCCGAGUUCUUCGACGACUUCAUCGAGGAGAUGUCCGUGGUGCAGCACCUGAACGAGGAACUCGACUCCAUGAUGAACCAGGUGGAGAACAUAUCAAGGGAGAACGAGAGCAAGGGCAGCCACCUGGUGGAGCUGAAGCGCCGGCUCAGCGAUGAUUACACAGCCUUAAAGACCCUGGGCGAGAAGUGCGACCAGCUGAACAAGAAGUACUUGAAGAAGUCGGAGGAGUACGCUCCGCAGCACAUAAGGGAACUCCUCCAGAUCGCCGCCUCCAAUGCCGAUGCCGACUGUGAUCGGCAUGUGGAGCACUUCCUGAACGGCAAGAUCGAUGUGCAGACGUUCCUCAACACGUACCAGAGCUCCAAGAAGAUCAGCGCCGAGCGCAAGGCCAAGGAGGAGCGCCUGGGCACCCAGCUGAGUGCCUUGGAGCGGGCCGGUAUCUAGGAUUGCCGGGGCAACACAUUGGCUGUGCAGUCCACUCAAUGUUCACCUCAAUCCGCAAUCCUCCAGCCUCCAGUCUCCAUCCUCCAUCCGCCACGAGUCGCAAUAAUAGAGUCUAAGCAGGAUAAUCAGCAGAGUGGCAGAGCUAUGCUGCCGGAUGUUUGGAUACGGCAUUGGGGAUCCACAUGCAAUCCACGAAUCGAGGAGCAGUCCUCAGAACGCUCGCUAGUUGUACGCUAUAUAUUUAACACGUGUAAAUCGGUAGAGUGGCUUGUAAUUCUAAUUAUACCCCAGAACGGAACGCCUGUGUGUUAUGUCCCAACUCCGAAUCCAGUCCCACGCCCAAGUCCAAGUCCAAAUCACAUGUAUUACCCAAUAGGCUUUAAUUGUUUCGGUCCCCCAUACGCAAUGUCCCCUGGCCAGCCCAAUCGAUAUAUUUGUACUAUGUAUAUUUAAUAAAUAUUUUCAUUUA